ACCCGGUUUUUCUACACCUUUCUAAUUCCACCAUCCAAGAUGCAGUUCACCAAAGAUCUCGUCACGGAUGCCGUCACACGGGCCGCGCCUUUCAUCAGCAACUGGCCACAUCAUUUCAACACUAUUCACGAUGCUGAGGAGUUCGUUCGAGGUAGUCUCGAACGGAGCAUGUUCCGCUACGGUACAGCACCGAGUUUCCCAACCUAUGUCAACGCUGAGGUCAUGCGGCGAACGCACCGUCACAUAGCACUGCAGGCUUACCAGGCAAAAUUGUUCACACUGGAUCAGUUGCCUGAAUCCAAGAGAGUGCUUGCCACUGCUGUUGAUGAGGGAGUCAAGCUAGCUUAUGAAACUGUGAAGUGGUACCCCAGGUCCUUCGCCCACAUCAACGAAGCUCGCAAUUACGUGCGGUGUAUCUGCAGAGGCAUAGGCCUGCGGUAUAUACUAGUUGACGGUGUCCAUCCACUGCAAGUAGCUCUCUACAUACACUACCACACUGCCAUUCAAGCGUGGCGAGCUCGCAAAUUCGAUUUGGAAGAAAGCCCCUCCAUGCCUGACAAGCACCGUCAAAUGGAAGCCCGUGGCCCCGCUACCCGUAUACCAUCUCGCGAUCCCCAGUUCCCUAUUUACUCCCGAGCCCGUCAGCUCGCCGCCACCGAGCAAGCCAUGGCUAACCCGAACUCGAGCUCAAGCUCCCCUUGGCCGUCUGCCAACGAUACCAAGGGAGACGGGGAGCUCUUGAACAUGAGUCCAGUGCGCAAUGACUUCGCUCAGGAAGACCUGAUGAGUUUCUCCCCUGUGCAAGAACCACACUCUUCCAACGACAACAAUCUGGACAGUCGCGAAAUGUCUGAAGACGACCUGAGCUUUCUGGAUGAGCUCGAGUUUUAG
Messenger RNA from Periconia digitata, 891 nucleotides. NCBI's taxonomy places the organism in Eukaryota, Fungi, Ascomycota, Dothideomycetes, Pleosporales, Periconiaceae. The record is from the annotation of a GenBank genome assembly.